This is a messenger RNA of Dreissena polymorpha, 580 nucleotides long. RefSeq names its product BPTI/Kunitz domain-containing protein-like. The transcript is spliced from 3 exons. Gene Ontology annotation, molecular function: serine-type endopeptidase inhibitor activity. NCBI's taxonomy places the organism in Eukaryota, Metazoa, Mollusca, Bivalvia, Myida, Dreissenidae. The coding region runs from base 27 to 506 and encodes 159 amino acids. The record is from RefSeq and is a predicted model, not a curated record.
UGCAGUGAUAGAUUAGUUGGUACUGAAUGACACGAACACAUGGAAUAGGGCUAUUAAAGUGCGCGUUCAGCUGUAACUUAUUUACUUCACCACUAGUUUCAAACGACGCCAUGUAUGUUACGGUAGCGGCGUUUCUUCUUUGCGUUUGCAUUGCGCCCAAUGUGAUGGCAAAUGUUAAAGUUUGCAGUCUACAACAGGACAGCGGACCCUGCUUUGCCUACAUCCCGAGAUGGUACCACGUUUACGGCGUGUGCCAGGAGUUCGUCUACGGCGGUUGCGGAGGGAACCGGAACAACUUCCAGACGAGGGCUGAAUGCGAGCGGAAGUGCAUAGUUUGCAACAUGCCGGCAGACAGCGGGUCCUGUUUUGCUGCGUUUGAAAUGUGGUACUAUGAUAACGGGGUCUGUAAGAAGUUUACAUACGGCGGGUGUGCUGGCAACGAUAACAGAUUCGAGUCGAUAACUGCUUGCCGGCGCGCAUGCACGAUCGAACGAAAUUAUUCGUAGUUGACGAUACAUGCAUAUGGAAACAAACCUUAUUAAAACGUUAUCCAUUAAAUUUGUUUCAACAUUAAACGAAU